AUGACGGGUAUAGUAUUCACUGGCGACGCUGUCCUCAUCCGGGGUUGCGGAAGGACCGAUUUUCAGGAGGGCGAUUCAGCGACCUUGUAUAAAAAUGUUCAUGAAAAAAUCUUCAGUUUGCCUGAAGAAACGCGACUUUUCCCGGCCCAUGAUUACAGGGGAAUGAUGAUGAGCAGUGUCGAUGAAGAGAAACGUCUCAAUCCGAGACUGACGAAGAGUUUGGAAGAAUUUGUGAAGAUUAUGGAGAAUCUGAAUUUGCCUUAUCCGAAGCAAAUUGAUAAAGCUCUCCCUGCAAAUAAAGUUUGCGGUCUUUAUGACAUUCCACCGGAAUAGUUUGUGUAAAUUAAUAGACGAAGUUUGUAAUUAAUGUUGCCGGUGUCUGUUUUAAUUACGCUAUUUUUCUAAUUGAUUUGUAAUUGGACUCAAUUUCUGAUAUUAAAAUAAAAUUGGAUGCUGAAA
This is a messenger RNA of Tribolium madens (black flour beetle), 459 nucleotides long. RefSeq names its product persulfide dioxygenase ETHE1 homolog, mitochondrial-like. The coding region runs from base 1 to 333 and encodes 110 amino acids. Gene Ontology annotation, molecular function: sulfur dioxygenase activity. The transcript has 3 exons. NCBI's taxonomy places the organism in Eukaryota, Metazoa, Arthropoda, Insecta, Coleoptera, Tenebrionidae. The record is from RefSeq and is a predicted model, not a curated record. Gene Ontology annotation, biological process: hydrogen sulfide metabolic process; glutathione metabolic process.